AUGAUGGGAAACCAAACAUCAGCGAUAGAGUUCAUUCUUCUUGGGUUGACAAAUGACGCCAAGCUUCAGGCUGUGCUUUUCCUUUUUCUGCUGCUAACUUAUGUCUUGAGCAUCAUGGGAAAUCUGACGAUCAUCUUUCUGACCCUGCUGGAUUAUCGCCUCCAGACUCCCAUGUAUUUCUUCCUCCGGAAUUUUUUCAUUUUGGAAAUAUCUUUUACCUCAGUCUUUGUUCCCAAAAUGCUAGUCAAUAUUGGAACUGGAGACAAGACUAUCUCCUUUGCUGGUUGUUUCACUCAGUACUUCUUUGCCAUCCUUCUGGGAGCAACUGACUUUUACCUCUUAGCUGCCAUGUCUUAUGACCGGUAUAUUGCCCUUUGCAAACCCCUACAUUAUACAACUAUCAUGAGCAGGAGACUCUGCAUUCAACUUGUCCUGUGUUCCUGGUUCUCUGGUUUUUUAGUUGUCACUGUGCCACAUAUACUGACUCUCCAGCUGCCUUUCUGCGCGUCCAACAUCAUCAAUCAUUAUUGCUGUGACUAUACUGUACUGUUGCAUUUGUCCUGUUCAGACACACAUUUCAUAGAAGUGAUGGAGUUUGUCCUUGCUGUGGUUACCCUUAUCUUCACACUGGUGCUAGUGAUUCUUUCAUACACAUACAUUAUCAGGACAAUACUAAGAAUCCCCUUUGUUCAGCAAAGAAAAAAGGCUUUUUCUACAUGUUCCUCUCACAUGACUGUGGUCUUACUUUCUUAUGGAAGCUGUAUUUUUAUGUACGUAAAUCCCUCUGUUAAGGAUGCAGCAACUUUUAAUAAAGGAGUGGCUGUUUUAAAUACCUCAGUUGCUCCUUUAUUGAACCCUUUCAUCUAUACCUUAAGGAACAAGCAAGUAAAAAUAGCCUUCAAAGAUAUGGUCAGUAAGAUAACAAUUUUUUCAAGAAAGUGA
Manis pentadactyla (Chinese pangolin) is the source of this 942-nucleotide messenger RNA. Its product is annotated as olfactory receptor 6C4-like. Gene Ontology annotation, cellular component: membrane. Gene Ontology annotation, molecular function: olfactory receptor activity; G protein-coupled receptor activity. Gene Ontology annotation, biological process: G protein-coupled receptor signaling pathway. The transcript has a single exon. Lineage: Eukaryota; Metazoa; Chordata; Mammalia; Pholidota; Manidae. The coding region runs from base 1 to 942 and encodes 313 amino acids. The record is from RefSeq and is a predicted model, not a curated record.